AUCUAGGUAGACGGAAGGUUGGAAUCUUGGCUAAAUGAAGUUUGAAAUCUGCGACAGUGCCCAGAUCGGCUGAGCCCUGUCCUGGCGCUUAGAGCAGUGUGACCGAUUUACGCUUUGCGUGCGGACUACGACUUCUCGUGACACCGGGACAGAUGCUUCUCAGGCAAAUGCUGCCUUUAGCGCAGGAAGUGCGGCGAGGGAACAUAGCGCAUGCUCCCCUACUUCUCUGAUAAGCGGAGGACCUGUCUAUUGCUUUAAUACGCUGAGGCCCAUGCUGAGAGCACAUCUUCAAGAAAUCUAAAAAUGCUGAAAACAGAAGAAUCCUCCCCAGUCAUCCUGCACCUGGAGCCUAUCGGGGUUAAUAACGAAACUGCAGGGAGUGGUACAGUCUUGGCUAUAGACACCCAACAUGAUGAGAGUAAGGCUGACGGGGAGGAGACUGAGUAUGGCUAUCCCAUCACCUGUGGAGACAGCAGUGCAGUUCUUCUGAUUAAGAAGUUUGUCUGUCCUGGAAUUAAUGUGAGAUGUGUCAAAAGCAAUUGUGUUUUACAGUUUAACAAUGAACUUAUUAGUCCCAAGCAGUUUGUAUAUCUGUCGGGAAAGGCUACACUGAAGGACUGGAAACGAGCCAUUCGACUCGGCGGAGUUAUGCUCAGAAAAAUGAUGGACUCGGGCCAAAUAGAUUUUUAUCAGCACAGUACUGUGUGCAGUAACACCUGUCGCAGCACUAAAUGUGAUGUACCCAUGAGCAGAGCCGUGGUCCAGCCCAGCCCUCCCAGUGUGACAGGAGAGGAUUUUAAUGAUGCAACAGGGACUGAAGAACAUUCAGAGGUAAAAUUUGGUGCAGAAACAGAAGAUGGUGCUACUGCAAACCAGUCCCCUAAGCCAGCCACAACAAAUGGACAUCCUGCCAAGAAGGAGAGAAGUGACUCACCAGAUGGAGUACUAAGUCUCUGGAAAUCUGUGGCAGAAUCUGGAUUAAUGGGAAAUGUCUUGUCAAGUGUCCAGACUAAAUUAUUAUUGACUUUAAAGGAAAUUGAGGCUCGAGGUUUGAAGGACAACUUACAGCUACAAGAUGCCGUAAUCCUUAAUACAUUAUGUGAGAUGUUUGGACUUUGUGAGUCAGUAAAGCAAGCUGUGGAACUGAAGCGCAAUUUCAAUGAAAACAGAAUCGACAAUUUUUAUGGAAUGAAUAGGUCUUUGAAAAAAAGAAAGAGAAUGGAAAAAGCCUCUACCUGCAAAGUUUCAUCCUCAAAACAACUCCGACUUCUGCCUCACGGGUCACUGAGCAACUGUCUUAACAUACUGUCGCCGGUAACAACCAGCCCAGCGAUUUUCCCUCUCUCUGCUUUUGGCUUGUCCGAGCACAAUAUAAGCCCUCUUCACUUUGGCCCUUUCUCUGCUCACAUCUCCACUGACAUUGCAACGUCUGGACAACUCUCUGACAAGUCGAUCGUGGAUGGCCAAAAAGUCAAACUGGAGAGGUGGGUGAGGGAAAAUAGUAACUUGAGACGACAAGGUGUGGAUGAAGAGGACAGGAGGGGCAGGGGGAGUCAGAGGGAGACGAGACAAAGCACCGGUACUUCUGACAAAGAACUACAAAAUAGAGAAGAGGAGGCAGAAAGCAACAGCUAACGUGACACCAGUGUGCAGAAGCAUCUCAGAAACUUAAGGAGGAAUAGGUGCUUGCAAAGUAUUACAGCUAUGGGCAGACAGAUCUCAAAUGAAUUAUUGAUGUGUAGGACAUGAUGGGCUAAUAUUGCCUGGGUCUGGAUAACAUCAAAACAUUCAGUAUGGCUGAAGUGUUUAAUUGAGAUGGAGACAGGCAAAAGGAUUGCUGUUAAUAUGCUGUUUAUUUUGAUAUAAUAAGAUAUGGUCUUUCCUAUGAAAAACCAUGUGAUUCUGUCGCUAUCUGAAAGUAGCCCGGAUGUAAACCAUCUGAGUACCUGUGACAUUAAAGUCUGAAACAUUACAUUUGCUAUUUGGCCUGAAGACAUUGCAUUUGAAAGUACCAAUUGAAUAUACUGUAUAUAUAUCGAGAACAAAUACACUAAUCAGUUAUUAGUGUUGAGUAUUGGACUGUUAUAAUAUUCUUGUUAACAUUUGAGGAAGUAAAAUGCGAUUUAUAGAAAUAGAACUGUUUUUUAAGAUGUACUGUAUGUUGUAUUGUUGUUUGUAAUAGAUUUAUUUGUUUACUUGUACUGUAUGAUAAGUCAGUUAAUCAAAUGAAGUAAAACAUCUAUGCAAGGAAAAAAACUACUGGAAAAAUAUGUUAAUUAUUAUCAAUAUUCAAGUGUAUAAAUAUGGUUUUCAUGACAACAGUCCUAGUUUUUAUUGUGAAACAUGGAUAAAGUCUAAUGGGAGACUUUGUUGUUGAUUCAACAGAUAAACGUAAAAAUGCAAAAAAGGAAAGGUAUAGGCCUAAUAUUUAUGAUAUUAGUAUGCUGUUACUGAGUUCAG
Boleophthalmus pectinirostris (great blue-spotted mudskipper) is the source of this 2460-nucleotide messenger RNA. Its product is annotated as glucocorticoid modulatory element-binding protein 1-like. Gene Ontology annotation, cellular component: nucleus. Bases 304 to 1635 code for a protein of 443 amino acids. Lineage: Eukaryota; Metazoa; Chordata; Actinopteri; Gobiiformes; Gobiidae. Gene Ontology annotation, biological process: positive regulation of transcription by RNA polymerase II. Gene Ontology annotation, molecular function: DNA-binding transcription activator activity, RNA polymerase II-specific; RNA polymerase II cis-regulatory region sequence-specific DNA binding. The record is from RefSeq and is a predicted model, not a curated record. The transcript has 10 exons.